AUGGACGACUUUUUUAACCGCAUAGGCCGGUCUCCGAUCUUGUCGCCCCGAAACUUCCAAUAUGCUUGCGCCGUGAGCGGCAUCUUUUGUUCCUUAUUCUUCUUUUGCGCCUUCGUGGCUUGCGACUUCCUCCCUCCUAUCCCCGCAAACUGGACCGCGGAGCAGACUGUUCAGCAUUACAAGGACCACAAGAAAGGGAUUGAAGCCGGGUCCGCAAUGUUACUCAUCUCCGGCAUGCUCUACCUUCCCUUGACGGCAGCCAUCUCUGGGCAGAUGCGACGCAUCCCUAACCUCCACUACAGUGUUAAUGCCCUCCAGUUAGCCUCCGGAGCGGCGGGCAUUUUCACUUAUAUGAUGCCGGGCAUGAUCCUUGGGGUCACCAACUACCGCCUCGACCGGCCAGUUGAGAUCACGCAAGUCAUGAACGAAUUGUUCUGGAUCACCUGUUUGAUGCCAUGGCCAACAUUUAUGACGCAAAACUUUGCAUUCGCGUAUGCCAUCCUCAUAGACACCAGGCCAGUCCCGCUCUUCCCGAAACCGGUUGCUCUCGUCAACAUCCUUGCUCCGAUUAUUUUUAUCCCCGGGAUCGCUAUGCACACCGUAUACGAUGGUCCCCUCGCGUGGAACGGGGAACUCACCUUCUGGCUCGCCGGCAUCACAUUUUGUGUUCAGCUGAUCUUCGAUUCGCUUUGCUUAAUGCGAGCCAUCUCAAACGAAAAGCCCGGAGGUGAAAAAAUCGUGGAUAAUUUCCCAACCAGCCUGGAUGAUACGGUUAAAUGUGAGGGUUCGCCUGAGGUUAGCCACGCUGGUGCGUAA
Messenger RNA from Ilyonectria robusta, 816 nucleotides. RefSeq lists its product as uncharacterized. The coding region runs from base 1 to 816 and encodes 271 amino acids. The transcript has a single exon. The record is from RefSeq and is a predicted model, not a curated record. Lineage: Eukaryota; Fungi; Ascomycota; Sordariomycetes; Hypocreales; Nectriaceae.